UUUACUUUUUGUUUUUCUGUUUAUCAUUCGUCUUUAAUUUUUAUUUUAUCAUCGUUCGGUUAUGACAAUAAUUGUUACAAAUUACAAUUAUAAAUCGAGCAGUACGGUUAUGUUUGAUUGUCAUAUUUGAAUUUUGAAAACUAUUAAAAUGAACCAGAACAGUUCGUCGUCCAGAGAUCCGGUAGUGUUGAACUACGAGAAUUUUCAACUUCACGAGUCUGACGUCCAUUUGCUGAUCGACGAUCAAUGGUUAAACGAUAUCGUUAUUGGCUUCUACAUGGAAUACCUAAACACCGAUGUGUUCAAGAACAAUUCUAAGGUGUACUUUGUUACCCCACAAGUUGUCCAGUGCAUUAAAGAAUGCAAUGUAGAAGAUAUCACUGUGUUUCUCGACCCGCUUGUCAAAGACAAAAAUUAUUCAUACAUUUUUUUCCCAUUAAAUGAUCAGGAACAGCUGCAUUCAGUAGGUGGUACCCAUUGGUCGUUGGUUGUGUAUAGUGCACUAGACAGACGUCUGUACCACUUGGACUCGAUAUGGAAUUCAAAUGAAAAACAAGCAAGAAAAUUAGCAUUAAAGCUGAAGUUUUAUUUUAAAGAUAUUCUAGAUAUUAUCACACCACUGCCAACCAGGCAACAACAAAACAGUUAUGACUGUGGAAUAUACUUGAUAUGUAAUGCAGAAAAUGUUGCCCAAUGUGUAUGUGCAGAUUCAGAUAUUCACAAUAUAGAUCCUGUAGACCAGGUUGAUCUGAAAAAUAAACGUGCUAGUAUAGUCGAUCUGAUUUAUAAAUUAGCAAGAAGAAAUAUCACUUUGUAACUUGUUGAUGAAUAAUUUAUUUUAAUUUUUUUGUUCCUAAAAAUAUAAUUCUUAUAUCACAUUGUUUCUCAAAUAUCACACACAAUAAUUUUAUUGUUUUAUAAGAUUUAAUCUAAAUGUUCCAUUCUAAUUACUAUUGGAAAUCUUAUAUUCAUUUGUUAAAUUAAUUUUAUUAAAGUAUUAUUUUAAGAACACAAAUUAAAUUAUUAUAAUUUUUUAUUUUGAC
Messenger RNA from Sipha flava (yellow sugarcane aphid), 1043 nucleotides. Its product is annotated as sentrin-specific protease 8-like. Lineage: Eukaryota; Metazoa; Arthropoda; Insecta; Hemiptera; Aphididae. The record is from RefSeq and is a predicted model, not a curated record. Gene Ontology annotation, biological process: proteolysis. Bases 149 to 817 code for a protein of 222 amino acids. Gene Ontology annotation, molecular function: cysteine-type peptidase activity; deNEDDylase activity. The transcript has a single exon.